AUGGCACGCCGAACCCUCAGCGCUGUUGGCGUGGCUGCCGCGGCGAUGAUGCAAUCCCCUGCGGACUCGCUCCUCGGGAGCGCCAGUAUCCGCCAGCAACGCACCAACGUGUACGCUCCCUCUGCUGCGACUUGCAGCGGCAGAGACGUCAACAAGGCGGGCAACAGCGGCGUCUCGCCUGGGACAUUAGGUGGAGGAAGGGCACCCCCGUCGACCAGGGGCGGGUUGCGACGGCCGGCCCCGUGGAGGCUGCCUUCGGUUCGCGGGGGCGGGGGUGCCGCCGAAGAACCUCCUGCUGUGCGACGAGGUGAUGCUACUGCCGCCGCUGGGGUAGACAGAACCGACACAUCGCCAGUGGGUUCGUCUCGAAAUCCCGUUACUACCGCCUCCGCCACCACCACGAACGGUUCGGGCAGCAGCAAUGCAGCGCUCGGCGGUGGUGAGAAGGAAGCGACGGUAUCAGCAGCGGCACCCGUGCCGCCGUUUUCGAUGCCCCCGCGCGAGAGUCCCGGCAAAGCGAGCGACUUUGGGAGCAGCAGCGACGAUAGCACACUCGAUAUUCGAGAACGCGCGGGCUUCAGCCUGUUCCGCUGUGAUGCUUACCAUUGCGAGCGGGAGAUGGUGGAGAGCGGGGAGAUUUCUGCCUCCGCUCCGGCGACCACACAGGUGAUGAUGCGAUGGAACGAGCGGCCGAGACGGGCGUUGGUCCUCCUCAAGCCCGACCGGGACUUGUUGCCCCUUGCCGCACAGACCAUCGACUACCUGCAGCGGGAUAUGGGGCUUAAGGUCAUGGUGGAAACGGCGGCGGCGGAGGCAGUGGGCCAGGCCCUAGACGAGUUCACGGAGGGAGCUGCCGGGAAGCUGGAGGUAUUUACGCCGCCCGAGAGGUCGGUCGUGGCAGAGAUGGGCCCUAGGGGAGGGGCGGGACCCGCGCCCCCUCUUGACGGAGACAGAGUGGACUUCGUGCUUACGCUGGGUGGGGACGGCCUCCUGAUGUACAGCAACACGUUGUUCAGAAGAUCGGUGCCCCCGCAUCUGUGCUUUAACCUGGGGUCGAUGGGAUUCUUGAGCCCGUUCGAGUACGAGUCGAUGAAGGAGGAGGUCCGGCGGAUCAUGAGCGGGGGCAUGAAGGUCUCCCUCCGGAUGCGGCUGUCCGCGAGGAUAAUCAGAGACGACCAGACCUCGGAGGCCUUCCACGCCCUCAACGAGAUCGUCAUCGACAGAGGCUCCAGCCCCUACCUGACCAACUUGGAGUGCUACUGUGACGAGGAGCACCUGACGACCGUUCAGGCCGAUGGCCUCAUCAUCGCCACACCGACCGGUUCCACCGCCUACAGUAUGUCUGCUGGGGGCAGCAUGGUGAAUUGUGUAUUUUGUUUUUGUUCAUUCCUUUCGAUCAGUGCUCAGAACAUUUGA
Messenger RNA from Ectocarpus siliculosus, 1416 nucleotides. NCBI's taxonomy places the organism in Eukaryota, Phaeophyceae, Ectocarpales, Ectocarpaceae. The record is from the annotation of a GenBank genome assembly.